Molecule: messenger RNA, 1328 nt
Organism: Actinia tenebrosa (Australian red waratah sea anemone)
Lineage: Eukaryota; Metazoa; Cnidaria; Anthozoa; Actiniaria; Actiniidae
Product: histamine N-methyltransferase-like
Source: RefSeq, a predicted model, not a curated record
UCCAACACUGUUGUACGAAAUUUGCAUGGGGCCAUCAGAGUAGAUGGGGACGACGUCAGAGGUAGGUGUUUCCAACGUUACUUGACGACCGCCAUUUCAAAACUUCCCGAUUGGACUUUGGUCUUUUAUGAGCCGUCAAUCAUUUUUGGCUUACGCCAAAAGAGUCUUUGAACACGUACGUUCACUCAUUCCAAUCGAAGUUUUGGAAUAACUAUCGCGCUACUAAAAAUAUAUAUCGCAGUAAAAAUGGAUUCUUUUGCAAUAAAUACAGAAGAACGUUACGCAGAGAGCUUUAAAAUCUUUCGACAAAUAUCAGAAGAAAUUCCUCAGCUCGUUAACAUGCUAAACGUAUGUCUUGGAGACAUUUUAUCGAAGCUAAACUUCUCACCGCAGGACAGCUAUCAGCUCAACGUACUGAGUGUUGGUGGUGGAUCUGGAGAAGUAGAUAUUGAAAUCUUAAAGCUUUUGAACAAGAAAAUGGUACAGGAAUCGAAAGGUUGUCAAAUAAAGAUAGACAACUGGGUUGUUGAGCCAAAUAAGUAUUUCCUGGACAUCUAUGAAGCUGCAAUCGAACAGUUACCAMCAUCUUGGCUUAAAGAAGAAGAGGGAGCAGAACCAGAACAACGCCCGAAGAAUGAAGGAUCUGGAGAAGUACUUUUCAAGCUGUUGAAUAUCACUUUUGAUCAAUUCAUGGAGACAAAUGUUGACAAGAAGUUCCAUAUAAUUCACUUUGUACAUAGUCCUUACUAUAUUGACAUGGAACAAGCUCUCGUUCAUUGUAUGGGAAAGAUUCUUCAUCAAAAUGGCUGCGUCAUUUGUGUUGUCGAAGAAGAUGGUAUUGUAGAAACGGUUGUUAAUAAGUUAAACAAAGUUGGCCAAAGUGACAACGCCACCAAGUGCAAGGAAAAGAACAUCGCCGAAAGAAUCAAGAAGAUAGCUGAGAACCACCAUUGGAAAUUUGAGAAUCAUAUUGACAAGUACAAGUUUGAUAUUUCCGACGUUUUCGAUGAACAAUCAAAAACUGGGAACCUUCUGCUCGACUUUUUCACUCAUGUGGUCGAUUUUCGCUUGACCAAUGAUCAAGUUACUGUCCAAGAAACUUUGGAUCACAUUAGAAGUUUGGCGUUGGUCGAASAUGGAAAGCAUUUUGGAUCCGCGGUUGAACGCAUCAUGUUCAUUUACAACCAUGAUAACUAGACAAAAUAACUAGAACUCGUCUAGGAGCCUAUUUAAAGAAGAAUUUGUAAGGGGAAAAUAAAAGGCUUUUAAGCUAUUGAAUUUUAAGAAUUUAUAAGGGAACCCCCCUUGAAGGUUUGAUCUUUUAGGUA